CCGGUAAAGAAGGACUGAAGGCAGUCUGAGAUGUGAUCACAGUCUGCGUUCAUCAUGACGGAGCUUCUCAGCUGCAACACGUCUGACGCAUCUGAAAAAGUUGAGAUUCUUCAGAUCCUGAAUCAAUCUACAGAAAUCUGCUGGCAUUUUAAAAAUGACCCGUGGUAUCGCUACACCCUGUUGGUGCUGUGCACCUUUACCCUUCCUGUGGGGAUGCUGGGAAAUGCAGUGGUGCUGCUCAGCUGCACCUGCUUAGAAAAAAACUUUAGACCCAGCCACGUUUUCCUGCUGAACCUGGCUGUAUGUGACUCAGCCUGGCUUCUCACUCUGUCUUUGACGGCUUACUUCAGAUUCCAAAUCCCAAACCUUGACAGUUUGCAGAUUUUCGGCAAAAUCAAAAGGAUCUCCUUCGACGUGAACAUCUAUGGCAGCAUCGUCUUCAUCAGUCUGAUCAGUUUUGACCGCUACGUAGGGACGGUCCAUCCCAUCAGCUCUCAUCGCUGGUGGAAUGUGGGUAAAGCCAAGAUCUGCGCGGCGUCGACGUGGUUCGGACUUCUUCUGGGAAUCAUUCCACACUUAUUUGUAACCAUUUGUGAAAACCCCAACAUGUGCACGAGUCACGUCCGCAACCUUGUCCCUCCAUUCAAAAUUUUCCCCAUUAUUAGAACGACACUGUGCUUUCUGCUCCCCUUCUGUGCCAUGCUGGCCUUUUCCACGAUGACCAUUCGUGUUUUGAGGAACCGUUCAAGAGGAAGAAGGAACAAGGAACUCCAGCGAGCGAGCAGGAAGCCGCUGCAACUCAUCGCCGCGGCUAUCCUCGUCUCUGCAGCCUCUUUUGUGCCUUAUCACAUCAUGGCUGUCGCUCUGACCUUCACGCCGGCUCGUAGCUUGGUGGAACUGCCCGACUCCAGUUGCCUCUGUGCAGCGUUUGAGCUCUGUGAAGCUCUCUGUAGUUUCAGCAGCUGUCUGGACCCUGUGUUGUAUAUACUGGCCAGUGAGCAGUUCAAGAGAAAGAUACACAUCUUCAAAAGAGAGCGAUUCAAGAGGCUGUGCUGUAAGGAGAGUAGGAGAGUUGGGGUUAUUGACGAAUGAGUAUUAAAUGUUUAACUUUUCCGGAUAUUAUCCUGUGAGGCAACACGGUUGUACAAUUGUUCCGUCAUGUGAAGCCGUAACUGCACACCACAGUUAUGUGAAGGAGUAUUUGCCCCUUUCUUGCUUUUUUUUGUCACAAGUAAAGCUUUACGAUUAUAAAAUUGGACAAAA
Molecule: messenger RNA, 1263 nt
Organism: Gambusia affinis (western mosquitofish)
Lineage: Eukaryota; Metazoa; Chordata; Actinopteri; Cyprinodontiformes; Poeciliidae
Product: P2Y purinoceptor 2-like
Exons: 2
Coding region: 55-1092 (345 amino acids)
Biological process (GO): G protein-coupled receptor signaling pathway
Cellular component (GO): plasma membrane
Molecular function (GO): G protein-coupled receptor activity
Source: RefSeq, a predicted model, not a curated record